ACUUCUAAGUCUACAUAUUUGUUUCAAGCUUGUAGCAUAUAUUUGUGAGAGUUGUGUGCGGUAUAGGUACCACGACUAACUCGGGAGGAAUCUGAAGUAUCGGAUUAGCUUUGUUGGGAAAUUACCUUGCUUUGAAUUUUAGGUACCCACGACUAACUCGGGAGGAAUCUGAAGUAUCGGAUUAGCUUUGUUGGGAAAUUACCUUGCUUUGAAUUUUAGGUACCCACGACUAACUCGGGAGGAAUCUGAAGUAUCGGAUUAGCUUUGUUGGGUAAUUACCUUGCUUUGAAUUUUAGGGCCAACAACAACAAUGGGUGGUGAUUCUAGCAAACUAAAGCAACAACAUCGAUAUUCAGACAUCGCGUCUGAUCUGAUCGCCUACAUGGACGCGUGUCAACUCGACCCAUUUCUUCAGUCAUUCGAUUCCACCCUCCAAAAACGCUUCACCGGAGUCAUCCACACCAUCGCAGUGGACGUCGGUGCUCGGUCAGUCUCUCUGGGCUCACUGAGAAAGCUCACAGACUGCAUCCUCAAAACCAAUGAACAGGUGGUCAAUUUCAUUCUCGAAAACGAAAAGGACAUGUUCAAUAAGGAAGAGCUUUUCGAAUUCGUGAAAUGCUACCUGGAAAACAGUCUUCAGGAUGUGAAUGACUGUAAUACUCUGGACGAGUACCUCAACAGCCAUUUGAUGAUUCAAUUUGACGAUGAACACAGAAAAUGCACGUGGUGGGAAAAAGAAAAAUUCUACUCGGGGACGCUAAAGAAGCUGGAGGAUUUCAAGACUGCAGCUGAUCCAUUUACGCAAGGGGGGUUGUCCUCCUUGUUAGACAAAGUUUAUCAAAGGCAAAGUUGUAUGUUAAAGAAUGUGCAAGCUAUGAAGAUUAGGCUUGAUAAGAAGUUGAACAAAACAAAGGCUUGGAAGAUUGUAUCCAAUGUCAUUUUUGGGGUGACUUCUGCCUCUGUGCUGAUAUGUUCUGUUGUGGCGACCGCGCUUACUUCACCGCUGGUUGUGACAGCGUUGGCGGCUGUGGCUGCGGCUGGGUCGAAUUUGGCGUCAAUGGGUGGAUGGAUUAAUUCCCUUUGGAAGAAGUAUGAGAAUGAGGUGGAAGGACAGAGCAAGAUGAAAACGAGUUCAAAAGUUUAUGGGACUUCCAUUGGGAAAUGUGACUUGGACAGCAUUGGAGUACUUGUGGAUGAAUUGGAAAUUGAGGUGAAGUCACUGUUAGAUACAUCUGAUUUUUAUGGUGAAAAAGAGGUUGCUGUGAUGCGGACUAUAGAUGAGAUCCAGGAGAAGCUGCGUGUGUUUGAGGAAUUGAGAAAACAUAUUUAUAAAUGUCGCGGUGAUAUAGAGAUGGGGUACAACAAGAUCAUGGCGAUUAUCAGAAGUCGCAACAAGUCAACACCAUGGUUUUUAAAUAUAUAACCCACUUGUGGUACGUCUUGUUAGAUCUGAUGAAAUUGUAGGCAUUUGAUGAGGAUGGUAUAAAAUGCUUUUGGGAAAAAAGCCACCGACAGAAACGUUCCCACCUCUCUCUACCUUUCACUCUUUAUGCCAGUUGUCUUCUUCUUCUUUCUGUGCUCUCAUCUAUGAGAGUGGGACCUGCUAGCUGCCUCGCACGAUUGCAAUAAACUCGACGUAUUCAAAUAAGUGGGCUCCGUGGAUGUUGUUUUACGCCAUUUUUGUUUUUGUUCGGCUAGUUCGGCUUUUGUUUGUUUUGUUUUCGGCUCACCUGGACAGAUCUGCUGUUUUUUUACAGCUAGAUCUCUGAUCUAGGCCGGUUAGAUUUGAUCAUUUUCUCCUUAAUUGGAUCUUGUGCCGGGUUUUGUGUGUCGGAGCACCUUGUGAUUGUACCUUUGGAGCGAUUGUCGUGCUGAUAGCCAGACCUUUCAAUCUCUCUAGUUUGCUGUUUUCUCUCAUGGUGGUUCUAUUUGUAGAUUGUUUUGCUCUGUUUUCUCUCCAAAAUCUGGAGUCUAUUAUUUAUUUAUUUACUUUGCUUCAAGAUUUAUAUGCCUUUUCUAGCUUGGCUUUAUGUCUCUGUACUGCCAUCUUGGCUUUAGGCCUUUCAGCCUUUGAAUGACAAAAAAAAAAAAAAAAAAAAGGAUUGUAUAAUUGAUUAUAUUAUUUGAUGAAUUUAGUGUUGUAGUGCUCAUUUAACAUGGUUAAUUGUAUUAAAUUAAUGUAAUUUAUUGUGGUUUUGAAGAAA
Messenger RNA from Cornus florida, 2204 nucleotides. RefSeq names its product UPF0496 protein 1-like. NCBI's taxonomy places the organism in Eukaryota, Viridiplantae, Streptophyta, Magnoliopsida, Cornales, Cornaceae. The transcript is spliced from 5 exons. Bases 311 to 1423 code for a protein of 370 amino acids. The record is from RefSeq and is a predicted model, not a curated record.